Molecule: messenger RNA, 1686 nt
Organism: Erythranthe guttata (spotted monkey flower)
Lineage: Eukaryota; Viridiplantae; Streptophyta; Magnoliopsida; Lamiales; Phrymaceae
Source: RefSeq, a predicted model, not a curated record
AUGACAAUUGAGGAGGAGGAGGAGUCAGAGGCAGAGCCCGAGCAGGAGAUGGAUACAUAUAUGGAUCCCCACGAGGACGAGUACGAUCCAGGACUACGUUUUCAGCAGAAGUAUCAGUUCCCGGUGCCUGAUUUGCCAUCCGAUGAUGAUGACGAGGACGGUUUGACUCCGCCUCCGCCUCCGGCUUAUACAAUGGCGGGUACUUCCGGUGGUUCUACUCCUGCCCCAAACCCGAGGUCCCGGCCCGGUCCGAAAAAAACUCUUCCUACUCGACCGUGGAAGUUGAUUGGUGAGACACCCGGUGGACCAAAAUACCCUCAUUUGAUUCCGAGUUUUGGAGCCCAUAUUGCCUACGACAUCUGGGAGGGAAAGGGCCGACAUAUGCUGAAGUUGCGGUCUCAUGCGAAGUCUACUUGGUCGGGCCCUGACGACUAUUAUAGUGUUUCAUUAUUGGAGAGUACCGGGUUGUAUCACUUGCGUUAUUGUUCGCUCCCUCAGCACAAUAACCCAUUGAUAGAGGCUUUUAUCGAGAGGUGGCAGCCACACACCAACAGCUUUCACAUGCCGUUUGGAGAGAUGACAAUUACUCUCCACGAUGUGCACUAUAUCAUGCAUUUGCGAGUUAGUGGAAAGCGCUCUAACGUUUGGAUUGAUAAGGCAGAUGCGAUUUAUGCGGGUGCGAGAGCGUUCGGUGUCGAGCCCCCAGUUAUGGAGAAGUGGUAUGGAGACGGAUCCCGGUUAGAUGAUUUGGAUAGGAUGUAUGGCGACGAUUCUUCAUUUGCUUCCGAGUUUCGGGUACGAGCAUAUAUUGCGUACUUGCUUGGAAAGCUAUUGUUUGUCGAUAAGAGUGGAUCGAAGGUGAAAGCAGAUUUUUUCCCACUUUUAGAGCAUAUCGAUAUGAUUUCCGACUAUUCAUGGGGUUCGGCUACAUUGGCCUAUUUGUAUCGACAAUUGGGCAUGGCUACGCGAGCUGAGGCGGCGCAGAUGGGUGGUUGUCUGACACUGUUAGAGUGUUGGAUAUAUGAGUAUUUUCCGUGUUUCCGGCCUCCGAUGGUUAACGCACAUGUGAAUGGAGAGCCAUGGUGUAAGAGGUGGCAGGUGAUACAUCAUAUCCCUAAAGACGAGGAUAUACUUGUUGAUUAUCGUCGACGUCUUGAUUCUAUGCGUGCGUCAGAUGUGAAUUGGACGCCAUUUGGAGUGAAUGUGUCAUGUGAAGUUGAAAAGACAGUUCAUCACGGGACUAUUCGAUGGAUGGAUACGGUCGAGCCUUACAUGCCCGAUAGAGUUUUGCGUCAGUUCGGAUUUCGGCAGAUUAAACCGUCGGACCCUAUUCGUCCGCUAAAAGGUGCUAAGAGGGAGAGAAAAUUAGCAUCUUACAAAAUUAGCUACGAGCCUGGCGAUCAGAUGUGGAAUAUCCCUCACACGCACAUGCUUAAUGAAGAUUAUUAUGGUCAUUUGGCGCGUCCGGCUUGGGAGUCGACACCGGAGUAUUUGCCGUGGUACCUCGACCACACCCACGUCCGAUUUCGACAGAUUCCCGAUGACUUUUUCAGGACGAUCCAGGAUAUGUGCGCCCCAUUCGCCGAGUAUCUACAGUUGGAUCGUCCUAAUGCUUCUGACGAACAAGAAGCAGGAUACUCACAUAUGCGACAUUCUCAGCGCAGGCGUCGGACGAGAGAUACGUAG